AUGAAAGCUUUCUUGGUUGCAGACAGUAUUUUUGGUCAGCAAAUAAUAUCGCUCAUUCAUGAUAUUCCUCAACUUGAUGCCAUUUGGAUCUUAUGUAGAAAUAAAUCUCAACAUGAGGAAUGGACGAGAAAAUGGCUCAAAAUCAAGGGUGUGUAUACAGAAAUAAAGCCCAUCUGCAAAGCAUUACAACUGGCAGCAAAACAAUGCAAUAACGAUUCUAUUGCCAUGAGUUUUAUUUCAGUAGACGAGGUGGUAUCCAGUGAAAAUCUGAAUCAACUGGAACCAUCAUUCAUGUACACCCAGAUAUUUAAAGAAAUUUUCCUUGAAAUGAAAUAUGAUGCACAAGCCAUCAAAACUUUAGCAGGUUACUGGCGUGAACUUUACAACGGCAAUAUGAACCAGCUAAACAUUAUUAAUGAAUUUAAACGUAAUUAUCGUCCGGAAAGGUCCAUCUGGUGGUAUACACGUGAAUGUUUUACCUAUGAAAUACUAAAUCGAGCACUUCGUAAUUUGGAAGGGGAUACCAUUAUUAAUAUGGGCUUCUUCAUUCAUGAUUUACAUCGACAAAUUGAACAAUUACACAAAGAACAGGUCAGUAGUUAUUGUGGGAAGUCCUUCGUAGUUUAUCGGGGACAAACUUUACUGACUGUGGCUUAUGAAAAACUCCGAAAGACAAGAGGUGGGCUAGUGUCCUUUAACAACUUCUUGUCCACCAGUAAAAGUCGAGAAGUUUCUCUCGUCUUUGCUGAAAGUACCUUAGGAAAGACUGAUACAGUUGGUAUUCUCUUUCAAAUAACCAUUGAUCCCUCCGUCACGUCAACUCUAUUCGCUGACAUUCAGAGUGUUAGUUAUUUUGAAAUAGAAGAAGAAAUUCUCUUCUCUAUGCACGCGGUGUUUCGCAUUGGUGAAAUUACCAGGAUUGACGACGACAACCCACUUUAUCAAGUGGCUCUUAAACUAACGGCUGAUGACGAUGAACAACUUCGC
This is a messenger RNA of Didymodactylos carnosus, 987 nucleotides long. NCBI's taxonomy places the organism in Eukaryota, Metazoa, Rotifera, Eurotatoria, Philodinida, Philodinidae. The record is from the annotation of a GenBank genome assembly.